GUCGGUUCUUUUGUUAUGGUUGCCGGUGAAACUAGGCGAUUAGCCAAUGAGAGUCCUCGAAAUGAUUUAUUUAUGUCUCAAUGGGCUUGAACUGGAGUCAACAAUUUAAACAAGAAAAAGCGCAGUUUACAGGACGCUCUCGUGGCCGGAAAGAUGGGAGAAAUCAAAGUGCAAGAAAGAUAACCGUCCAAAUAUUUCGUUCCCUCGGAGACGGAAAGCUGGAGCAAAUAUUCGAGAAUUUUGCACGUGAAUGGUGACGUAAGGAUAUAGCAAACAUGGCUGGCACUGAGAGAGCGAACUUCUUGAAACCUUUACUGUUCACUAAAAUGUUCAGUCCCUGGUCAUUUAUACCCUCGUAAAGUUCGAAGACUGCUAAAAUAUUUAUCUAUUUUCUAAAGUCUAGAAGGACUUUUGUCUUUGUAAGCCAUGAAAUCGAGACACAUGAGUAUCAGAGGAGUUGUUACGAUGUUUGGCGGGUUGAUUUUUGGCUUCACUGUGGCAUUGUUCCUCCGGCAGAAUCUUCUGCCCGUCCAGUCGCGGCGUUGCCAUAUGAACUUUAUCAGAGACGUACGGCCGAGCACAUUGUCUAAAGAGCUUAACUCCAAACAUUUAAUCUUUAUUGGAGUUAUGACGGCUGAGAUGUUUCUCGAUUCGCGAGCGAAGGCAGUUCAUGAUACGUGGGGACGAAACGUCCCGGGUAAGUUAGAGUUCUUCUCAAGCGGCACGUCCCAGACUAAGAUGGAAUUACCCGUUGUGAGUUUACCCGGCGUGGACGAUUCAUACCCUCCUCAGAGAAAGUCCAUGAUGAUGUUGAAGUACAUGCAUGACAACUAUAUCGACCAGUUUGAGUGGUUUAUGCGUUCGGAUGAUGAUGUUUACAUUAGGACCGAGAAACUUGCAAGCUUUCUUCAGUCCCUAAAUAGUUCUCAGGACAUUUAUCUUGGCCAAGCUGGAACAGGAUCUAAAGACGAAAAAGGCUUGCUGGGUUUGGGCUCUGGAGAUAAUUUUUGUAUGGGUGGUCCAGGAGUCAUUAUAAGCAGAAGCGUUUUGAAGAAGGUUGUACCUCAUAUCGAAUAUUGUUUGAAACAUUUGCUCACAUCGCAUGAAGAUGUGGAGGUUGGGCGAUGUAUUAAACGUUUUGUGGGGAUUCCAUGUACUUGGUCUUUUGAGGUAAUUUUUCUGUUCUUGAUUUAUUAUUGCUAUAUUAAAGUUGCGUCGGUAGAGUGGAAUGAACUCGCGUUAUAAAGUAUGCGGCGGAAUUAAUUUUAACAUACUCACUGUUGAGGUCAUGAUCAAGAGAUAAGCGGACGGCGGGGUGAACGGCGCAAGAUGGGGAGGGGAGGGGGUGUCUGAGUGCGAGGCGGUAGCUUAAUCAAAUUGGGGGUCGAAAAGACGGGGGCAAAAGUUAUUUUCCGUGUUUUUCUUUUGUGUAGGUAUCAAACAGAACAUUUUUUAUGUGAUUUAUCAUGUCACAGUUCAACAUGUCUGAUGCAGGAAGUUCAAGCUCCUGUGUUCCUUAUUUGCUUUUGAUUAACACCUUCCCUCUGCUCACAUUUAGACUUAAUUUCUCUUUCUUUGAAUUGUUCUGGUGUCUAUAGAGAUGUUCAUGAUAAAAAUAGUCACAGAAUACAUUUACAAAAAAUUAUUUCCAUGAUUACCUCAAACAUUCAACACAAUUAUGAUGAUCAGGCUCUAAUUUAAAAUGAUGUAGUCUGUGUCAUUUUAAAUUGUUACUCUGACAUUUCUGUGAGUGAGAAAUACAGUAUAUCUUUCUUUAUCAAGAAUUUAAACUCUUACUAUGAAUUUUCUUUUCUUAUAAAUUAUAAUUCAAAACAGAUACUCUUGAAUUGUGGGAGGGCUUAUCUAUAGUGCUUUGGAAUUCUUGUUUACUUUCAAUAGCACGCUGAAAACUAGACUGAGAAGUUCAGGUUUUAGAAUUGACCAGGGCAGUUAUGUUGAGUUCUUAAUCAAGAAUUUAAACUCGCACCAUGAAUUCUCUUCUCUUAUGAAUAAUAAUUCAAAACAGAUACUCUUGAAUUAUUAGAGCACUUAUUUUUCUUCCCCCGCACCACUAAAGACAAUCUGUCGGGGUUUAUGCCAUUCUGCAAUAUCAAUGCUUCAGUUUAUCCAUCCUAAAUUUAAUUUGACUAUCAUGAAAUACAGAAAAUACCAAGUAUACUGAAAUCAGGGUAUACACUGCUUGAACAGCAACUAUUUUUAUGCUUCAGUUUCUCGUAAGUUACUCCAAAAAGUUGGUUUUCUCUACUGGUAAACUUAAAUUGUUGAAGAUAUUGUAAAGUACUGUUUAUAUAGGCCCUUUGAAUAUUUGUGCUUGUGGUGUAUGUGAAUUGCUGUAGAUAAAAAAGAAGAUUACCUUGACCUUUAUAGUUUCUGUGAUAAUACAUGCAGUUGGUCUAAAAGGUCUUAAUUUUUUUAAAAUAAUUAAUUGAAUGCAUGAUUUGAGCCCUGAAUUACCUCUAAGUUGUAUUCAAUUUAGAAUUAUCAACGGUUUUUGUCUUGGCUUGGCUCUUCCCAUCUUCAAAGCUGAGAAUUGAAAUUCUAUUGAAAAAUUACAUAACCCUUCUUAAAAACCUAAACAAUAUCAGUGUUAACCAGUGUUGAUUAACAUAUGCAAGAAAAAUUUAGGGCUAAUAUUUUUCUUUCUUUUGUGUGGGGGGAAGGGGAAAGAAAGCUUUGUUGUUUACUUUAAAAUUCUUAGUUAAAUUUCAUGUUUUUCCAGCUGCUCUGCUGUUUCCCUCUCAAAUUGAUUAUUUACUCAAAGAUGUGCAAAUAGCACUUUAGUUGAUUGAAUAUUCAGACAUUUAUUUCAAGGAAGGUAUUCUUUGUUAGGCCCUAUUGUUUGUUGGAUAAAUAGCUUUUCUAAUUUUUCACAGUUUAUUUUAGCUUCUCAAUGGUAUAGCACAAAUUCCAGAUCAUCACCAACAAUUCAUUUUUUUCAUUUGCUUGUUUUCCCAUGGCAACACUUUCAACUCUUAAUUUAGGAGUUUUGGAACUUGCAUAUUUCUUUUAUCAGGUUGUAAAUGGUAGAAGAAAAUUAUUCUCCAGGAAUGGUUUUCAAAAAAGCUUAAUUAUAUGUUCAGGGCCACUUAAAAAAAAAGGGGGUUUAGAUUAAUAUUUUAAAUUUAUUGAGCAUUAUUUUAGGCUGUAGGGACACAAAAGAUAGUAAAUUAUUUUUUUCAAUCAUAUUUUUGCCCCAACCUUUGAGGAUGGCUCAUGGCAAAUAUGUAACAAGUUUGCUCCAGUUUUGUUUUUUUUUUUUAUAAAUUGCAUUUUCCUUUAGUUCAAUACCUUGAAUUCAGAGUGCCUUCUUUACUCAGACUAUUACAGCUAAUGACGUUUUCAUUGCCAAAACAAAGUAAUAUUGAAACUUUCACCGUGAAUUUUUGAAAUGAUGCAAAUAGUUUUAUUGUAUUGGCUGCAAGAUAAUGUAAGAGCUUCAAACCAUGUGAUGUACAGCAAAAGACCAAAGUUUGAACGGAUUAAGAAACAAUAGUGAACAACAUCAUAAUUUAUGUUACAGGGUAAGCUAAUGAGCUGAGUAAUUGGGAUUCCAUUCUCAAACCAUUUACUCCUCAGCUCUGCAAUGGUCCUCUGAAAUUUGUUAAUGAAUCUAAAUUCUGUUUUUGAAAAGCAUUGGGUAAGUCAAGUUUUAAUGAACUUUCCAACAACUAAAUCUCAAGCGCAGUUAUUUUUAAGUAAGACGGUAGCAAGAUACACUAAACAAAUUAACCAAGCUCAAUUAAAAUACGAACUUAAACAGCUUUACUGAAAAAAGUAGAAGUACUAUCUAUUGUAAUGGUCUGUAAUGUUUCCAGAACGUUCCCUUGGUGACAACUUUAUGUCAAUUCAUCGACCUUUGUACCGCCAGUCAAUAUGGUUUUGUGCGUAACACACUUCAGCAUAACUGAAGGAAAAUAGGAAAUAGUUCUUACGAAAGUUUGUAAACCCGCUUCCAUCCCAAUUCUGAAAUGCCAAAACAGUUGUAAAGGUCCUUUUUGCAGUUCUUAUUUCUUAUUUGGAAACUUCACAAUGUGACGGUCUCGGUUAGUGUUGAGGUUACAACUCGAAUACAAAAAUAGCAUACACGUGUAUGCAUGAGCUCUCGCAAUUAACUUCGUCCCAGAUUUCUGGUGAAAGGAUCUUGUUUCAACAACAUCAUUCGGAAAUCCUCUAAUUACUAAGACUGUUGUGUCCCCUUUCUGAUCAUUAACGUCGCUUUAACAACGAUAUUUUUACAGAUUGAAGCGCACUAGUUUACCGAGUUCAUGUUUUGUGUUCACUAAUUGUAAUCCACCUAUGAAUAUCACCCCAUCAGGAACUUACUUUUAAUUGCAUCUUUUUGUCUUUAUCCUUUGUGGCCUCAUCUAGUAUUGUUCUUGAUUCAGUCUUUCACUAGCCUCGAUGUUGAAAACGGUUUCUUGCUGAACAUUUACUUUACACCGCCAAACAUUGUUCGAUUAUAAAUUUGUAGCAAACUGCAUUGAAGCAUAAUUUUUAGCUAUGCAUGAGAGACCAUGGGUCUAUCUGCCCUUGUCAGGGAUAAUAAGCACAAAGGUUCGAAGAACAUUUUAUUAAUCAAUUUUUGUUUACGUGUCCUCUUGUAACGGGCGUUUCCCAAAAGAGAUGUUCACUUGUGUUCUGAAAGCGUUGAAUUGAGAUAAAAUUGUGCAAUUUUUCUGUUUUGAUUCAAGUUUGACCUUUUUUUUUUCAGAUGCAAGCCCUGUUCUACCACAACCAAAGCAAGUCGCAGGCAUUUCAUGGUAACCUGGACACAAAGUCGGUACGUAAGGCCAUCACCCUUCACCCAGUAAAACAACCGUCGUACAUGUACCGUUUGCAAGCACAUUUCAUGUCCAUGCGCAUUCAAGACCUUCAGUACCAAGCAACUAAGCUGCAAAGAGUCCUCAAGAACAUGGAUCUACUGCUGAACUCUACGAUCAGUUCGCUGUCAACGGAAGAAAAAACCAGCCUCCAAGGCGUGCGAGAUUUUCAUCACCAGCUUAGUUCAAGAUACCAUGAGCCUUGGGACAUGUUCACGGCGCAAAAAUUCUACUCCGUAGCCACGCUUCAGCCGCCUGAAACAGGCAUGCGCGACCCGUGGAAAGACGGACUUAAUCACGUGCUUGGGCAGACAAUGGGAUUAAUCAAUGAGGAGGCAAAGCGAGUUCUUCAUCGCAGCCUUGAAUUUAAAAAAAUGAAUCACGGGUACAUGCGAGUACAUCCGCUGUACGGUGCACAGUACCUCAUGGACAUGCUCAUGAAGUAUCAUCGGCACAUUGGACACAACCGGAGGCGCAUGACGGUACACGUGCGUCACCACGCCUUUCUACAAUUGCCAUUUGGCAACAUGGUCUACAGGGCCGAGCCCCUACUAAAAGAGGUCCCCUCGGUGCAUUUUAUCCUCCCCCUAACUGGUCGCAUUGGAACGUUCCGCCGUUUUAUGAAGAAUUUCGAGGACGUCUGCCUGAAACGACGAGAGAAUGCGAAACUUCUGGUGGUAUAUUUUCCUUCCGUGACUCCUGCGCAUGAACACAAAACUGUAAUGAAAGACUACCAAACGAGGUAUCCUGAGGCAGAUCUAUUGUGGCUGGAAGCAAUAGGAGAUUUUUCACGCGGCCUUGCUCUUUCUCUUGGGGCGAACCAGUUUGACAAAAGUGCUUUGUUGUUCUUCUGCGACGUCGAUUUGGUUUUUAAUGCCGAGUUUCUGUAUCGCGCUCGUAUGAACACGAUACUUGGUCAACAAGUGUAUUAUCCUAUGGUGUUUAGUCAGUUUGAUUCCGAGAUCACUUACCCAAAUCAUACAGUUCCCAAAGACCAGUUCACAGUGAGCAAGGACGCUGGAUUCUGGCGAGCUUAUGCGUUCGGCAUAGUCGCUGUUUACAACCACGAUUUACGAGUUGUUGGGGGUUUUGACACAACAAUUCAGGGGUGGGGGCUGGAAGAUGUGGAUUUGUACGAGAAGUUUGUUAGGCAUCAAGACAUUAGCGUGUUCCGUGCGGCGGAUCCUGGCUUGGUUCACGUAUACCAUCCGGUCAUCUGUGAUCCUAAGCUUGUAGAUCGACAAUAUGCUAUGUGCCAGGGCUCGAAAGCGUCCGGUUUUGGCUCAGAAAAGUCGUUAGUCCGUCAUAUGUUGUCAAAAGCUUACAUAAAUAGGUAAAGUUACAAAACAGUAGAAAGCAAUUUUAAAUUUAAUUUCGAAACUAUUCUGGAUCAGAUUGGUUUCGCUGUACUUCGCUCAGUGAUUCGUGAAGGAAUUUGCGUCUCCUUUCCGACCAAUUAAAUUAAAAAGUAAAUUAAUCGCAACUCGGUAAUUUGCGUCUUCCCGCGCUACAGUCUCUCUGCCUUUUUUUUUGGUUGAGGUCUCAUUCGCUUCUGGUGAUAUUUCCUAUGUUUCGAUUGGCCGCUGUUAUUAUUAUUAUUAU
This is a messenger RNA of Pocillopora meandrina, 6443 nucleotides long. The record is from the annotation of a GenBank genome assembly. NCBI's taxonomy places the organism in Eukaryota, Metazoa, Cnidaria, Anthozoa, Scleractinia, Pocilloporidae.